Messenger RNA from Dictyostelium purpureum, 696 nucleotides. RefSeq lists its product as uncharacterized. Gene Ontology annotation, cellular component: cyclin/CDK positive transcription elongation factor complex; nucleus. The annotation marks the transcript as partial. Gene Ontology annotation, biological process: positive regulation of DNA-templated transcription, elongation; regulation of transcription by RNA polymerase II. Gene Ontology annotation, molecular function: cyclin-dependent protein serine/threonine kinase activator activity. NCBI's taxonomy places the organism in Eukaryota, Evosea, Eumycetozoa, Dictyosteliales, Dictyosteliaceae. The record is from RefSeq and is a predicted model, not a curated record. The transcript is spliced from 4 exons.
AAUUGGUAUUUUUCUAAAGAACAAGUAUUAAAACAUUAUGGUUCAGAUAUUAAAUUAGAAAUUACAUAUAGAAGAGCUUCAGCAGCAUUUAUACAAGAUGUUGGGAUUAGAUUAAAAAUGCCACAAUUAACAAUUGCAACAGCGAUAUCCUAUUUCCAUAAAUUUUUUAUACGUCACCAUCUUAAAGAUCAUGAUAGAUUUAUUGUUGCAACAGCAUGUUUAUUUUUAGCAGGUAAAGUCGAAGAAACACCAAGAAAAUUAGACGAUGUUAUUAAAAUUUCAUAUAUGGCAAAAAACAAGAAAAAAGGAGAGGCACCCGAAAAAGUAGCCCAACCUUCUCAAGUCGAACAUAAUUUAUUGAGAAAUAAAGUUUUACAAAAUGAACAUUUGAUUUUAACAACUAUAGCAUUUGAAUUGGUUGUAGAACACCCUUAUAAAUAUUUAUUAGAAUAUAUGAAAACUAUACAAGGAAGUAAAAAUCUUUGUCAAGUUGCUUGGAAUUUUGUAAAUGAUAGUUUAAGAACUAGUCUCUGUUUACAUUAUCCACCAGAUUUAAUUUCAUAUGCAUCAGUUUAUUUAGCUACUAGAUUUUUAAAUUUCAAAUUACCAACAGAUUGUAAAAAGGAAUGGUGGGAAAUGUUGGGUAUUAGUUUCGAAGUUUUAGAGGAUAUUAGCAAACAAAUUCUAGAUCUUUAU